Messenger RNA from Raphanus sativus (radish), 984 nucleotides. Its product is annotated as SWR1 complex subunit 2-like. Gene Ontology annotation, cellular component: nucleus. Gene Ontology annotation, molecular function: ATP-dependent H2AZ histone chaperone activity. The record is from RefSeq and is a predicted model, not a curated record. The coding region runs from base 315 to 662 and encodes 115 amino acids. The transcript is spliced from 4 exons. Gene Ontology annotation, biological process: chromatin remodeling; regulation of DNA-templated transcription. Lineage: Eukaryota; Viridiplantae; Streptophyta; Magnoliopsida; Brassicales; Brassicaceae.
CCUCAAGAUAGCCAGCGAAGCAAGUUCUAGGAUCUUCGACACAACACAGAAACUGAACUGUCCAUGGCUCUCCCAUAAAUUUUCUAACACACCUUUCGUAUCCCUUGUAUGGAGUUUGAAUACGUAACGGUAACUGAAGCUUCGGAUAAGUUCGGAUACUUGGGAUAUACUUGUGUAGUUAUGUUUGUUGUCAUAUUCUAGGAAGAUCGUUUGUGUAUAGAUACUCCUAGAUACUCUCAUCUUGAGUUGUAUAUAUGUAAGGUUCAUCAUUGAUCGAGAGGAAGAUAAGGUGCACCAGUUUCUGUUUGGACUGGAUGGUGCGACGCAGAUUGGGCAAGCUGUCCUAUCCGGAAAAAGCUGUACGCGUGAUUACUGGAUUACCUGCCAAGUACCGAGAUCCAAAAACUGGUCUUGCUUAUGCAACUCUAGACCCCUUCAAAGCAAUAAGAGAAAGGUUCAUGGAAGAACACAAUGGCUUGAGAAAGAAAAUGGAGAUGGGAGAUCUGUUUGACACACUUACUUCUGCUAACGGCUUUUCUGCAAAACGAAAGAGAACAAUGGUUCCAAAGACAAGCAGAUCAUUUUCUCUCAGAAACUCGGCUCGUUUCUGUAAUUUGGAGACUCCAGAAGCGAGUGAAGUUUCAGACUCAGAUUCAGACUAAUAACAACCUUCCCUGAUUGGCUCGUAUCUAGGAAAAAAGGUUUUACUUUCAAUCAACAUCAUGAACUAACAGUUAUUUGGACCACAUAUUGAGCGGCUGCUCUGUGUAUUAAAUAAAUCAUCGAGUGGUUUUGUGGUUGAGAGAUGAUGAAGAUCAUGGAUGAAGUUUUUUCAUGAUCAGAGCUUGAACUGGAAACAACACACUCCUUGUAAUUGAUCCUCCCGACCACAACCUAGUAACCUACUACACCAUCUUAGAACCAGAGAGUGUAAUUUUCACUAUUUUGUUGACCUUUGCAAUCGAAUGAAUUUCUUUUUUUUUU